CAGGAGCGUCUGCUGCUGAUGCUGCGUCGUGUGAUUGGAGCGAAAGUUAUUUGUUUGGUUGCGUCAGACUCAGAGUCAGAUAGGUAGAGAAAGAGAUGCAAGUACUUCCUGAGGCGUGAGACUCGCAAGAGAUGAUGGAUAUUGCGGAGCGUUGCCCCGCGAUGACCCAGCAACAGAGGUGACGGCGCGACCUAAACAGGCGGCCGCGCCUGCCCCAGCUACGCUCUCUUUGGCGCCACGUUGGUUAUGGCAGCGGACGGAGGCGCGGCGCAACUGGCUCGCGGUCUAUCUAGACAAGACAGCGGCCGCCCCUUGUGUCGUCGGUGUGCGGGCGGAACAACAGCUGGACGCGCUGGGCCAUUUGCUGGGAGGCACGGAUGGCUCAGUCAGUGGAGAUACGUCCGACGGGAAGCUGGCGGAGGCGAGCGGCACGAGCCGAAGAGAGGCUGGCUGGCGAGCAGAGAACUCAGGCCCCCCCUGGGGGCGCCAUGAUUUUGAUUGUGCCCGGCCGGCCGGCGGCGCCGUCCAUCCUGCCGCCCGCCCCGGCUCUCGGCGAUAUCUGCUUUCCGGUGCGGGAGAGUUUCCAACCCUCGGGGCCCGGAUCCCAGUAAUCAGCUCGUCGAAUAGUGAAAGUAAUUUUGUAGGUUCGGAGUCAGAAUGGAAGGAGACGCAGGAUCGGUUUCGUGUCGGCAAUUUUGUGAGCAAAGUUGUGAACCGAUCUUCUUUUGCCGCCAUCGCCCCCCCCUGCCGCAUUUCGCGCGGCCGGUUUGGCGGCCGAGCCCAUGGCGCCGGGCGGUCCGCCGUGGCUGGCCUGUUUGUGUUUAUUUUCGAGCCGCCCCCCGUCUGCCUGGGCUAUGUAGCCCUUUGGCGCGGUUCGUGUGUGGUGUUGGUGCGCGGGCGUUGUGUGCCGGCUUUCAUUGCGCGGUCUGUGCGCUCAGCACGAGCGCUUACCGUGCAGCGGCCAGUGCCGCAGCCGGCCGGCGCCGCAUCUUGCUGUAG
Molecule: messenger RNA, 999 nt
Organism: Amoebophrya sp. A120
Lineage: Eukaryota; Dinophyceae; Syndiniales; Amoebophryaceae
Source: the annotation of a GenBank genome assembly